Molecule: messenger RNA, 1218 nt
Organism: Eucalyptus grandis
Lineage: Eukaryota; Viridiplantae; Streptophyta; Magnoliopsida; Myrtales; Myrtaceae
Product: valencene synthase-like
Exons: 6
Coding region: 1-1218 (405 amino acids)
Biological process (GO): diterpenoid biosynthetic process
Molecular function (GO): magnesium ion binding; terpene synthase activity
Source: RefSeq, a predicted model, not a curated record
AUGGAUAAGCCUUCACAAAAGUUGAACUUGAUUGAUCAAAUCCAACGCCUAGGACUUGCCUACCAUUUUGAAAUUGAGAUAGAUGAGCAGCUACAACAAAUCCACAGAAGCUAUUUUGAAUCUCAUCAUGGCGAUAAUGAUGACAACCUACACAUGACUGCUCUUCUCUUUCGAUUGUUGCGACAACAAGGUUACAAUGUUCCAUGCGAAAUCUUUAACAAGUUCAAGGACGAUGAAGGGAACUUCAGCAAAUUGCUCGUUGUCGAUGUGCAAGGAGUGCUGAGCUUGUUUGAAGCUUGCCAUCUACGAUUUCAUGGUGAUGAUAUUUUGAAUGAUGCACUUGCCUUUACUAAAGCUGUCCUUGAAUCAACUGACAAAGGAAAAGUAAGCCGAAUUUAUUUUGAACCAGCAUACGAAGCCACUAGAGAAAUACUGACCAAAGUGAACGUGAUUCUUACCAUUAUGGAUGACUUGUAUGAUGGCUAUGGUACAUUGGAAGAACUAGAACUUUUCACCGAAGCAAUUGAAAGGUGGGAUGUCGGUGCCAAUGAUCGAUUGCCAGAGUACAUGCAAGUGUUUUACAAGACAGUUCUAGAUUUUUAUGACGAAAUUGGCUACGAACUAAUCAAAAAAGGACAAUUAUACCGCAUCUUCUAUGCAAAAGAAGGGAUGAAAAACACAGUGAGAGCGUACCUUGCUGAAGCCAAAUGGUUCCACCAAAACUACAUACCAACGAUGGAGGAAUACAUGCCCGUUGCAUCAGUUACCAUUGGUUGUGCAAUGGUAAUGGCGACAUCGUUACUGGGAAUGGGAGACAUCGUAACAAAAAAUGAGUUUGACUGGUUAUUGUUUAGCGAUCCCAAGAUGGUGAAGACUUCAAAUGUAGUCAGUCGGCUCAUGAAUGACAUUGCCGGACAUAAGUCUGAGCAAGAGAGAGGAGAUGCCGCAUCUUCAGUGGAGUGUUUCAUGAAACAGUAUAGAGUGACGGAGGAAGAGGCCAAGGAGGUUCUCCGUAAACAAGUGGACGAUGCAUGGAUGGACAUUAACGAAGAGCUGUGCCGUCCGACCGUUGAACGUACGCUACUCCUAGUGCGAAUUCUCAAUUUUUCACGAACCUUCCAUGUGAUAUACAACGAUGAAAAAGAUCACUACUCUCAUGCUGGAACCAGGUUCAAAGAGCUUGUGACUUCUCUGCUUGUCAAUCCAUUGCCAGUGUGA